AUGUCAAUUGAUUCAGCAAACGAUCCACAACUUAAGCAAGAACCUUCGGCUCCGUCGAAUAAUAAUACUACUGCUACUACUACUCAACCAGUAUCAUCUACUAGCAGUACAACAACUCAAUUGGUUCCUCCCCAUCCAAUUGAACAAGCAUGCGACUCGUGUCGGAAACGCAAAUUGAAAUGUUCAAAAGAGUAUCCACGUUGCACCAAAUGUAUUCAGCACAAAUGGUGUUGCACAUAUAGUCCAAGAACUAUAAGAUCUCCAUUGACAAGAGCCCAUUUAACAGAAGUGGAGAAUAGAGUUGCUCAAUUGGAAUCUAUUCUAAAUUAUUUGCUACCUCCAAAUACUGACAUUGACGAUUUGAUUAAAAAUAAGACAUUAUUAGAACCAAUUAAGCAAAAUAUCACCAAACUUGCAUCCUGCGAGAGUGAGAGCACUAAUGGUAACAAUAUUCCAAAAGAGGAAAACUACAACACCGCCACUAACAGUCCAUUACAAUCCUACAAUUCUUCAGUAGCUCAUUCUCCCAUAGAUACUAUAACUUAUCCUUUACGUCAAUCCAAAUCAAACCCCUUAGAUGAUUAUUUUUCCAAAAACAAGUUGAAACAAGAUAUUCUUGAUGAUUUUUUUUUAAACAGACUCAUCAACACUCCAAACGAUAGUACGCCAUUCCAAUCUUCACUUAAUAAUAGCACUAUCAACUCCACUUUAACAUCACCUACUUCAUUAAUGAGCUUGAAUUCAUAUGAUGAUUCAAAUAGUUCGAUACCUGAUGUGAUUGAUUUAAGUGAACCACUGUUGAAGAAAUUAAAAUUAGAGGCUGAGCAAUUUACAAGCGGUUCGUCUUCUACAUCUUCUUCUACAGGUGGUAUUAAUCAAUUGGGUUUAUUCAAUGAUGCCACCUUAGAUAUCAUUUUUGAUGGAGUAGUCGAUGAGUCGAUUAACGUUUAA
Molecule: messenger RNA, 951 nt
Organism: Candida tropicalis MYA-3404
Lineage: Eukaryota; Fungi; Ascomycota; Pichiomycetes; Serinales; Debaryomycetaceae
Gene: GAL4
Product: galactose-responsive transcription factor
Exons: 1
Coding region: 1-951 (316 amino acids)
Biological process (GO): regulation of DNA-templated transcription
Molecular function (GO): zinc ion binding; DNA-binding transcription factor activity, RNA polymerase II-specific
Source: RefSeq, a predicted model, not a curated record